Messenger RNA from Dendrobium catenatum, 702 nucleotides. RefSeq lists its product as uncharacterized. Bases 1 to 702 code for a protein of 233 amino acids. The transcript has a single exon. The record is from RefSeq and is a predicted model, not a curated record. Lineage: Eukaryota; Viridiplantae; Streptophyta; Magnoliopsida; Asparagales; Orchidaceae.
AUGGUAUCAGAGCCAGCUAUGAUGGAUCAAAGCUCGACGGCUCGUCAGACUCCCAACCUCGUUUCUUCUUCCUCCCUCACGGACUUCACCGUGCCGGCACCUCUAAAGUUCUUGAUAUCAAACCUCAAGAACCUUGUACUGACUCAACUCACUGCCGACAACUACACUAUUUGGCGGCUCCAACUGCUUCAGCAUAUCACCGCAAACGGAUUCUCCGGACACCUCACCGGAUCAUCUGUUUGUCCCUCUAAUCCGAUCGAUCUCAGCUUCACAGGUUGGAAUCUCAUAGACAAGAACCUAAUCUCAGCCCUUCUUUCUACAAUUUCUCCCUCGAUUUUACCCUAUGUGAUCUCCUUCUCCACCGCCCAUGAGGCAUGGACCACUCUGGAAAAACGCCUCCAAUCGGCAAGCCAUUCAAGAGUCAUUCAACUCAAGAACGAGCUUCACCAUGUUCAAAAGAAAGAUUGCUCUAUGCAGCAAUAUCUAGCAAAAAUCAAAACCAUUGUGGACACAAUCGCUGCCUCCGGCUCCAAUGUGGAUCGAGAGGACAUCAUACUUUAUAUACUCAAUGGACUACCGUCCUCAUACAACUUACUGUCUGUCUCACUUACGUUCGAUGCUCUAGCUCGAUCGCCUAAAACCCAUCAAACGCAAGCACCGAUGUUUAUUGUCGUCCAUUGCCUAAAAUUCAUUAUUUACUGA